CUCGGCAUUGUGGGAUAGCAUUAGGAGGUCGGCGGCGUUCUGUGUUUUUCCACAAACAUUUUCUUUCGUGGGAUUUUUAACGAUUUUUAACGGGCCGCCGCGAUGCGAGGGGAUGAAACCGAUUCGGAGUCGGUUAAAUCUGACGACGGCUCCACCCGCAGGAGUCUGGACGCGCUCUGUCAGGAGUUAAACAUGGACGAAGAAACGGCGACUGAGGCGCUUCAAAACUUCACCUGCAUCUGUAACACAUAUACGCUCGAGGGUGAUGUUGUGCACUGGCUGGCUUGCGCUCUGUAUGCUGCGUGUAGAAAGAGCUCCAUUCCCACUGUGGGACGAGGCGUGAUGGAGGGCAACUGCGUUUCUCUUACAAGGAUACUGCGCUCAUCUAAGCUCAGUUUGAUCCAGUUCUUCAGCAAGAUGAAGAAAUGGUCGGACAUGUCGAAUCUCUCUCAGGAUUUUCGCAACCGCGUCGGGCGGCUAGAGCGGAAUUUCGAAGUGUCGACUGUGAUUUUCCGUAAAUUCGAGCCGAUAUUUUUGGACAUGUUUCAGGAUCCACAGGGUGAACCUCCCCGCUUGCCUAGAAGCCGCAAACACAGACGUCUUCCGUGCCACAUCAGUGAUGUUUUCAAGUUCUGUUGGACGCUCUUUGUGUACACAAAAGGUAAUUUCCGUAUGAUUGGAGAUGAUCUGGUCAACUCCUAUCAUCUUCUGCUCUGCUGUCUGGACCUGGUGUUCUGCAAUGCUCUCCUGUGCUCCAACAAGAAAGAUCUGAUCAAUCAAUACUUCAGAGGACUACCAAAGGAUGCUGAGAAUGUGAAGGAGAUGCCGUGUGUCAUUGACAAGCUUUGUGAACUGCAUGAUGGCCUUGUGGUGGAGGCUAAAGGCAUAAAGGAACAUUACUUUAAACCCUACAUGAAGAGACUGUUUGAGAAAGGAAUACUAAAAGGUGAUCCUGAAACUCUGUCUGAAUUACUUGACACACCGAACUUCCAAGACAACAAUAAAGCCGUGAACCGGGAAUAUGAGGAAUAUGUCUUGACUGUGGGUGAUUUUGAUGAGCGGGUGUUUUUGGGAGCUGAUGCUGACGAGGAGAUUGGCAUGCCACGCAAAUCCACAGCUGAACCUCCGGCAGGUCAAAUGUCUGCCCGCAUGCAGGUGGAGAACAAUCUACAGCAACACUUUGAGAAGACACGCUCCCUCGCUCCUUCUACUCCUCUAACAGGUCGACGGUAUUUGAAGGAGAAGGAGGUGUUGGUCACCCCUGUUUCUUCAGCAACUCAAAGCGUGAGCAGACUGCAGAGCAUGGUGUCCGGCCUUCGCAAUGCACCCAGCAGUGCUCUCCUUCAGAUCUUCAAUUCCUGCUCUCGAAAUCCCACUGAAGCCAUUCUGAACCGAGUAAAGACCAUGGGAGAGAGGUUCAAAGAGGCCUACACCAAACCCACAGAUGAUCUGCCUGGAGCACAUAUGGAUUUUGCGGAGAAUCGUCUGAAGCUAGCGGAGAUCUUGUACUUUAAGAUCCUGGAGAACAUCAUGACUCAGGAGAUGAAGAGACUUCAGGGGAAAGACAUGACCGUCCUCUUGGAGCAGGAGGUGCUUCAUUGCUCUCUGCUGGCGUGCUGUCUGGAGCUGGUGCUGUUUGCUUACAGCUCCCAGAGAACCUUCCCCUGGAUACUGGAAAUCUUUAAGAUACCUCCUUUCUACUUUUACAAGGUGAUCGAGGUAUUCAUCCGCUCUGAGGAGGGUUUGUCCAGAGACAUGGUGAAGCAUUUGAACGGUAUAGAGGAGCAGGUGCUGGAGAGCAAAGCCUGGACUAGAGACUCCGCCUUGUGGAACUCACUGAGUAACGCCAACCAUAAAGUUCCCACCGUAGAGGAGGUGAACUUUCCAAGUAGUUUUGACACAGCAAACAGUAGUGGGGGUCCCACUCACCUCCCAUUGGUGGCGCUAUCUCCCAUCAUCCACCCACGCAUCAGAGAGGUCCGUACCGGCCUGGGCUCCAGCGCACGCAAAGAUCUCCCUCAGUCUCCCGUCUCGCUUCACGAUCGCUUCAGCUCUCCAGCGGCUGGCAGUGCUAAGAGACGCUUGUUUGGUGAUGACCCCCCACAUCAGUCCCCUAUAAAAAGAUUCUCGGUCACCCCUAUUAAAAUCUUCCCCAGCUCCACUGAGAACAACCAGAACCUCCCCUCAACGACGGUUCUUUCCAUGGCAACAGCGAACGGCCAGCAGUUGACUAUUCCACUGCCAGUGUUAAAGAACGAAAUGGGCGGCAUUACAGUAAUCCAGCUGCAGGCUAAUGACAUGAACUCCCUGACUGCUCAAGUCUUACUGACCGCCUCCCCCAGCCGACCAGCAGCCCCUCCCACCGGACAUGACACGCAGCCGCUACCCGUCAGCAAACCUCGUCGCACCGGGUCCCUUGCCCUCUUCUUCAGAAAGGUAUAUCAUUUAGCCAGCGUGCGUCUUCGUGACCUUUGUCUAAAGCUAGACAUCUCAGCAGAUCUGCGGGGAAAGAUCUGGACGUGUUUUGAACACUCUCUCCUGCACUGCACUGACCUUAUGAAGGACAGACAUCUGGACCAGUUGCUUCUCUGUGCUGUCUACAUCAUAGCAAAGAUCACAAAAGAAGAGCACACGUUUCAGGACAUUAUGAAAUGCUAUCGGACACAACCUCAGGCCAACAGUCAUGUGUAUCGCAGUGUUUUACUGAAAAGGUCUCCGAUAGAACAACAGUCAGAUGAGAACAUGGAAGUAGAUCCACCAUCAGACCAAUCCAAUGAGAGGACAGAACAGUUUGGUAGUGAAGAGGCAGACAGCGAAUUAGAGGAGAGAGGAGACCUCAUCCAGUUCUACAACUCUGUUUACGUGUUAAAGAUGAAAUCAUUCGCUCUUAGAUAUGCACAUUCAGCAAUCGAUGGCAAGAUGGAAGCUCCUCCGCUAUCUCCGUUCCCUUCGGUUCGUGCUCAGCCUCUCUCUCCUCGCCGUGUGUCUCAAAGACACUCCAUCUUUGUGUCUCCUCAUAAGAACGGCUCCAGUCUCACACCCAGUGCCACUUACACGUACAAGUUCACCGGAAGCCCUUCCAAGGAGCUGAACGACAUCAACCAGAUGAUCCGUCAGGGUGGAGUGAGUAAAAAGCGGGCUUUCACCAUGGAGGGAGAUGAGACUGAGUCUCCAUCCAAAUGCCUCCGCCAGGAGACCGACGACGUCCUGCUUAAACGCCUCCAGGAUGUUGUGAGCGAGAGGGCGAGUCUCUGAUCCGAUCGGCUGAGAUGCAAGAGCGCGUGAUGCAAGUCAAUCAAAGAAACUGUCCAAAAUCAUAAGAGAAAAGUUAGAAGGCCAGAAAUCGUUUAUGUUGUGUUGCUUAAAGGACUUCAAGAUAUAAAGGGAGAUAAAAAUCAGUUUUGGAUCCGCAGCAUUUUCUGAUACCAGCCAAAGCAUGAAACAAAACAAAGAAACAAAGCCAAAAACUCACGGUUAUAUAUCAAAGAAAAAUACAAUUCACUUAUCAUGGUUAAGAUUUUUAUUAAACCCAGGGUGAGGUUUGCUGUGCCUGGUUUUCUUAAGAUGAAGUAGAAACGUUUUGAUGAUUUAAACAGUAUCAAGCAGAUUUUGGUAUAUUUAUCAUGUAUUGUUCAUGAUAUACGUUGUGUAUUUGUAAUGUUUGAAUACAGAGGCAUUCUGUAGCCGUCAGCUUUCUCUGUUAAAGGAACCAUGUGACUAUCGUUUUUGCAGAAAAGAGGAAAUAUUUUAAUCGCUUGCAACCCAUAACUGUGGGUAUGUUAAAAGAAAGAUAAGAGUAAAUUCAUAUUUUGAAACUUUUGUGGUAAAAACUAAGCUUUACUACAAAAAUAUUUAGGACUGUAUGUAAACCCUUUGAGUUGUCUGGUGCAAUGCGCUGUGCUAAUCUAACCUCUUGAGUUCUUUCUGUAGGUCAAUUUGAAAUAACCUGCCAAAGUUCUUAUCUGCGUUGUGCAGCUGUACUGAAAAUACUGUGUGCAGCUUUAUGUUCAGAUGUGUAGUAUCUACACCUCGCGUUUAAUUUAUGCUUUCCCUUUUAAGAUUUAUGUUAUUGAGUCAGAUUGAGACUUUUUGUUGCCCUUCUGCGUUUUUCUGCAAUGUUUACCUCUGAACUGCAUUGAAUAUUUACAUUGUAAAAAAACUAUGUUAAUUGGAAAAUCUCGGACGUUUUGGAGAAUUGUUUAACAUCUUUUUUUAACAUAUUCUGUUCAGAUGAAGUUCAAAUACGAAAUGUAUUGGUUCACGUUAAUCAUGUGACCAUUCAUUAGCUGUCAAUAUUGUGUAUUUUACUCCAUAUUUUUGGUGCUUUGUUUUUUUGCUUUUAAUUUGCAUAAAUUUCUUGUUUGUUUAUAAAAAAAUAAACGUUCAAGUUGUGAUUUUA
Molecule: messenger RNA, 4399 nt
Organism: Triplophysa rosa
Lineage: Eukaryota; Metazoa; Chordata; Actinopteri; Cypriniformes; Nemacheilidae
Gene: rbl1
Product: retinoblastoma-like 1 (p107)
Exons: 22
Coding region: 103-3255 (1050 amino acids)
Biological process (GO): cell differentiation; regulation of transcription by RNA polymerase II; negative regulation of G1/S transition of mitotic cell cycle
Cellular component (GO): nucleus; chromatin; transcription regulator complex
Molecular function (GO): RNA polymerase II transcription regulatory region sequence-specific DNA binding
Source: RefSeq, a predicted model, not a curated record